This is a messenger RNA of Monopterus albus (swamp eel), 1098 nucleotides long. RefSeq names its product biogenesis of lysosomal organelles complex-1, subunit 1 (gene bloc1s1). The record is from RefSeq and is a predicted model, not a curated record. Gene Ontology annotation, biological process: endosomal transport. The transcript has 4 exons. Lineage: Eukaryota; Metazoa; Chordata; Actinopteri; Synbranchiformes; Synbranchidae. The coding region runs from base 314 to 688 and encodes 124 amino acids. Gene Ontology annotation, cellular component: BLOC-1 complex.
UUACUGUGCACGCUACUAACUAGUCUAAUUAAUACACUGUUUGUUGCAUUGAUUGAUAAAACAAUAAAACUAUUACAAUUAAGUGACGUCUUUUUGCACACGCCCACGUCGGACAUCCUUAAGCUUGGUCUCGUGAUAACCAUAGACAUAGUGGCUAGUCAUAUUAGCAAAGUGGUUUUGAUAGUAACGCGUUAAGGAAACAACAGAAGAAGACGAGGAAGCCAACUCUUAGCACGGCUAUAUAAUUUACGAAUUACAUUUUCCUUAGCUAAAUGAACCGUUGCGAAAUAACCAUAACGAUUAUUGAAGGAAGAUGCUGUCUCGUCUACUGAAAGAGCACCAGGCGAAGCAGAAUGAGCGGAAGGAGUUGCAGGAGAGACGCAGACGUGAAGCUAUUGCAGCAGCCACCUGUUUGACAGAAGCCCUGGUAGACCACCUCAACGUUGGAGUUGCUCAGGCCUAUGUAAAUCAACGUAAGCUCGACCAUGAGGUGAAGACCCUCCAAGUGCAGGCGAGCCAGUUCUCCAAACAGACUGCUCAGUGGAUCAGUAUGGUGGAGGGGUUCAAUCAGGCCCUAAAGGAAAUUGGUGAUGUGGAGAACUGGGCCCGAAGUAUUGAGAUGGACAUGAGGACCAUUGCCACAGCUCUGGAGUAUGUCCACAAGGGUCAGCUUCAGUCUGCCUCCUAAUAAAUGUCAUGAGAAAUGUUGGACAGUUAAAGCUGAAGCUAAAUACCCUGCAAUGAAAUGGAAACCCAGUUCAUACUUGGCAGCAAAGAUGCAAGCAGCAUCAACAUUGCUCAUCUGCAUGGCACACCUGAGUGGACUAAUGUUGGUUACUUUGUUCUGUGAGCAUUGCUGUUAACCAGGGCAAGAACACAGUGAUGACUUGUUAAAAAAAAUCAACAAGUUUCCACCUGUUUUCUUUGUGUGUAGAGGCCUAUCUCCUAAAAGUCAGCACAUCAUAUGGAAAAGCUUUUAUUCAUCACCUGAUACCUGAAAUGUGUACGUCUGUGUUAUAUUUCUAUGUACAGUGAUGAUGGUACUGUUUUUGUCAGAUAACUGCAACUUUUUGAUGAAACAUUAAUUUUAAUAAAAUU